This is a messenger RNA of Alternaria atra, 1344 nucleotides long. RefSeq lists its product as uncharacterized. Gene Ontology annotation, biological process: double-strand break repair via homologous recombination; protein sumoylation. Bases 1 to 1344 code for a protein of 447 amino acids. Gene Ontology annotation, molecular function: zinc ion binding; SUMO ligase activity. Gene Ontology annotation, cellular component: nucleus; Smc5-Smc6 complex. The transcript has 2 exons. NCBI's taxonomy places the organism in Eukaryota, Fungi, Ascomycota, Dothideomycetes, Pleosporales, Pleosporaceae. The record is from RefSeq and is a predicted model, not a curated record.
AUGUCGUCUCGAAUCCGGCACUCAACAGCGAGACCAUCCACUAGUCGCCAGUCCGUGGCAUCCACUCCAAGUCGUACAAGCAGCAGUAAUCGAAAUGCCGACCUUCUCCCACUGUACAAGAAGCCGUCUCACCCCCUCGAUGCAGAAGCGACGCGUGAAUUGCGAAAUCUACAAGGUCGUAAUCUGAACGAUAUCAAGAGGCACAACAGGCAAGCUACCGAGCACAUCACCAAUACUGCAGCCAGUGUCAACGACAUGCUGCGCGACCACGCCGAGUACAUGGGUCGACGACAGAAGAAAUGGGAUGCGGGCAAGAGUAUGGAAGACAAAGAGGAUGAGGAGCGUAUCAUGGUCGAACUUCAAACGAACGUAGACGAGGCGACUGUAAAACUCGAGGAAAGCAUGCGAGCAGUCAUCGACUCGGGUGUCGCUACGCAGCGCAUCGAGGAUGCGCUAGAAUGGCUGAGAACCAAUGCGCCUGCGCGACUGGCUGAAGAAUACGAGACCCAGAUGACACAGAGAGAGACACAAAGACAGUCCCAGACCCAAGCAGCGAGCCAGCAGGCGCGUAGUCAGAGCAGGAAUGAUGAAGAGAUGGAUGACGGACCAACACCUGGCCCUACGCCCCUCGAAGGCUCUCGUGUAGCCCUUACAGGUGCGAGCGAGCUUUUUGCAGCACGUAUGCAGCGCGAGAAAGACACCUACACAUCGCUCUCCCACACGACACGCUACGCCCGCAACAACGAUUACCGCGACUUCAAGCGUACGGUGCACGAUGCGAAGUUUGGUGAUGACGGUCCUGUACUGGGUCAUGAAGACACAUGGUUUACCGAGUCCGGAUCGCCAGCGCCUGGCAUUACGGACACCACGCAACGGGGAGAGUUCGACGACGAUGAUGAUAUUGUAGUAGACAGAGCGACAGUCAGCACCAGGUGUCCCAUCACGUACCAGCAGUUCAAGGAUCCAUAUUCGAGUAACAAGUGUCCUCACACCUUCGAGAAGAAUGCCAUUCUCGAUAUGAUCCGAAAAGGUCCUCACAAGGUAGAUGGCCAAAAAGCCGUAGAAUGUCCCGUGAAUGGAUGCGACAAAAUGCUCACCAUAAACGACGUUCGCACCGACCCUAUCCUCGUCCGCAGAAUCAAACGCAUGCAGCAAGCUGAACUUGAAGGUGACAGUUCCGACGAUGAUGUACAAGCCCCUCGCCGGGAAGUUCAACAAAUCGACGGUAGCGAUGAUAUGCCUGAUUCGUCCUCAAGGCUACACAUUCCUGGAUCUCAACAACCACCACAAUCAAGCAUUAUUGAGGAUCUCGGAGAUCCGAGUGACAGUGAGAUGUCAACUUAG